Chondrus crispus (carragheen) is the source of this 720-nucleotide messenger RNA. RefSeq lists its product as hypothetical. The transcript has a single exon. The record is from RefSeq and is a predicted model, not a curated record. The coding region runs from base 1 to 720 and encodes 239 amino acids. NCBI's taxonomy places the organism in Eukaryota, Rhodophyta, Florideophyceae, Gigartinales, Gigartinaceae.
AUGAAUCCACUCUUCGUGCUUUCUCGCCCUGUCUUCGCAUCUGACACGAGGUCGCAAUUGAAGUCGAGGGCGCUUUGUCGGCAGGUUGGCGUAAUGCGCCGAGCAAGAACCCCCCGAUGCUCAGCAAUGACAGCCGAAAAGGCGCGCCUCAAGCUAGAAAUAGAGAAUGUCGCCGGAGAGCAGCGGGGAAUAUUUGGGAUGGAGGACGACCAACGAGAAGCCUUCGAGAGAUUAAUUCAAGCGGUAGAGGCGAUCAACCCGGUCACUGAACCAACAGCCAACAACGCGGCCGCAGCCGGUGGGAAAUGGCGUCUGCUGUACACGAACUUAGAAAUCUUGGGUCGGCGGCGCGUCAAGCUAGCGAUUGCGACCGAGCGAAAGCCGGGGUUUGUAAAGCUGGGGGAUUUUUUUCAGGUGGUGGAUCCUGCGACGCGGGUGAGCAAGAACGUCGUGGAGUUCCGCAUUCUGACGGGGGGGACGGGUACGUUCACUGUGUGCGCGGAGUAUGAGGCGAUAAGCAAGACGCGGGUGGAGGUGCGGACGACGGGGGCGGGGUUGGAGCCGAAGGCGUUAGAGGAGCUGCUGGGGGAAAACAAGACGCUGUUGACGCAAAUUUUUAAUCCAGAGGGGUUUCUUGAUAUCACAUUCGUGGACGAGUCGAUGAGAAUCGGGAGAGAUAACAAGGGUCAUGUGUUUGUGCUGGAGAAAUGCGAGCAGUAA